UGUCGCGCAUGUGGACUUUUUUUUGUGGUCGUGCAUAGUGGCAGCUUUUCCGACCCAGAAGAGGGCAAGUGGAUGGGAACGAUUUUGCCCUUAGGGAAGGCGUCGGCUCCUAUUUGUUGUGCGACACAUCGCAACUAUGGUGACACCAAGCGAGAGCCGCCCGCGACUUCCCGGAUGAGCAUCGGACUACAAAACAUCCGAGAAGAAAGCACGCGUCACAUGUGGACAGUCAACAAGUCCCACAAAGAAGUCUUUUGAGGCGGUCGCCAUGGCGUCGACGGGCAUGCAGCUGCUGGCCAGCGGCCUGUGCCUGCUGGGUUGGGCGGGUGUGAUCAUCAGCUGCCUACUGCCCACGUGGCGGGUGACGGCGUUCGUGGGCAGCACCAUCGUGACGUCGCAGACCAUCUGGGAGGGCAUCUGGAUGACCUGCGUGGUCCAGAGCACAGGCCAGAUCCAGUGCAAGCCCUACGAGUCAAUGUUGGCGCUGAGCGCCGACCUGCAGGCGGCCCGUGCCCUCAUCGUGUUGGCGGUAUUGACCGGCGCCGUGGGCCUUGUGCUGGCCUUCAUCGGGGGCAAGUGCACCCGCUUCCUAGAUCGGGAAGGGUCCGGCUCCAAAGGCAGGGUGGCGAUGGCGGCGGGGGCUGUUCUGAUCCUGGCGGGCGUGUUGUGUUUGAUUCCCACCUCAUGGGUGGCCGGCGCCGUGGUCAGAAAGUUCUACAGCGCCGCUAUUGACGCUCAGCGGCGUGAACUCGGCGCCUGCCUCUACAUUGGUUGGGGGGCGUCCAUCAUGCUCAUUCUCGGAGGGGGGCUUUUCAUCAGCUCCAAUUGCCCCCUCGAACCGCGUGGCGCCGACAAGAGCCCGUCCGUACGAUACCUGAUGGUCCGUUCGCCCACCGGGUCGCUCCACAGGAUUCCGGCCACGAGGUCCAGCGGCACCCUUUUCAGCGGGCCUCCCAGUUAUCAGCCGGCCUCCGCCAAGUCCGAGCCUGCCAUCGGGACCCCUUGGGGGUACGGCGGACAAAACUCGGAGAAGUCCUCCACCAAGUCUCAAUUGAAGCGAAUGGACUCUGCGCCUUCAGAGCAAAGCGAAGCGCCGUCUUACAAGUCUCAGCUGAAGCCCGACGAGGAGAACCGCAAUUUGGGUUCUGCUGGGAGCCAACCUGAAGAUGCAUCCUCCAAUCCUACAAAGACCUACCUCUGACAUAUCCAAGAUCUGGACUAGCUCAAGGUCUUACUGUUGACCGGGAUGUAUCCACUCCAAAGAAUGAGAGCAACUUUGUUAUAUAAGGUCAGAAUCCUACCUUUGAUGCGGACUUGUGCACUUUGGCUUAACCAAACUCGUGAUAUUUUCUUUAAUCUGUCUUUGUGACACAUGACCUCAACUCUGCCUUUAAUUGACUUCAUGUUUAACCAUUUAAUCUAGGAAUAAGAAUGUGAACCUUUUAACCUCUGAAUAUUAUUUUUCCCCCAGCCGAGACCCCAAAACAUCCAAGACACGUAUUUGCACUUAAAUGUUUGUGGUAAUCAUUGAUGUAAUUGUGAUCAUUUUGAACCGUUUUCUUUUUGUAGUGAAUGUAUUAUAAAUGUAAUCCACUAAAUACAAUAAAAGAAGAUGGCUGCUUGAA
This is a messenger RNA of Syngnathus typhle (broad-nosed pipefish), 1625 nucleotides long. Its product is annotated as claudin-4-like. Bases 269 to 1201 code for a protein of 310 amino acids. Gene Ontology annotation, molecular function: structural molecule activity. Gene Ontology annotation, cellular component: plasma membrane; bicellular tight junction. Gene Ontology annotation, biological process: bicellular tight junction assembly; cell adhesion. NCBI's taxonomy places the organism in Eukaryota, Metazoa, Chordata, Actinopteri, Syngnathiformes, Syngnathidae. The transcript has 3 exons. The record is from RefSeq and is a predicted model, not a curated record.